AUGUCAUUUUUAAAAAGUGCCUUUUCAGUUAAGAAAGCAAAACCAAGAAGACAAGUUUCAAGAAGUUCAUUGAAAUUAUCUGCUGAUGAAUUGUAUCGUGAUUUGAAUCCAAAAUAUGACGUAAUUGAUAUAAAAUUAGCUGAUAAAAGAAUUGUUUUUGAUACUGAAAAUGGUUAUUGGAAUACAGUUGGUGCUGAAAGUCUUGGUGAAACAAUUUCGAGUAGAAGUGUAGAAAAAAUUCGAAAACAGAUUGAAAUAUUACAAGAAGAAAACAAUGUGUUAAAACUUAAAGUUGAAAUGCUAUUAAGUCUUGUUGCUGAAUCUAUUGCUGAAAAAUCAUGA
Molecule: messenger RNA, 342 nt
Organism: Rotaria sp. Silwood2
Lineage: Eukaryota; Metazoa; Rotifera; Eurotatoria; Philodinida; Philodinidae
Source: the annotation of a GenBank genome assembly